GGUCGAGAAGCACCAUCUCAAUAUCGCGACGACAUUUUGCGCCUCCAUCUCGCGGCGCCCCAUCUCCGCUAUCCUCUGACGAAGUGUCCUUGCGCGGAACGCAUCACCGACUCCCCCGAGAGCACCGCCCAACCUGAGCGCGUCGGAUGGGAGGUGCCGCGACUGACGUGACAGGCUUCCCUGCCUGCUGAGCCCACACUCGCUAGCCUCCGGUCCCUCCUCUCUUUCGUCUACGUAUCGAGGGAUUCUGAUUCAAAGCCGUCGCCAUGGCUCAGCCUCAGCCGCAAGCGCAGAUGCCGCCGCGCGCGUUCUCGCCUCCACAGCACUCUCCCUCGCCGGCCGCGUCGCAGUCGAGCUUUGCGCUUCCACCAAACAAACGAGUUCGCACCGAUGGUCCCUCUUCGCAACCCGAGUCGCCAUACGCUACAUCGCCGUACACUGCCAGCCCCGUGGCCUCUGGUACGCCUCCAGCGGCCGCGGGAUCGCCUGCGUACGCGCAAACCCCGGCCCUGCCGGGAGCGUAUUCUACGCCGUACACCAACGGACACACUACCCCCGGCCUGAACCUACCAAACGCGCAAACGAACUCGACGCCUCCCAUACAACCUCAGCACCACAUGCCAGCACCUCUACCUCAAUACACAGCGGCCACGAUGGCUCCGACCCAUACCCCGGCAGUUGCUCCAUCUCCAGGACCUGGCGUUAUGGGACCUCCACAGCGACCGGCUGAACGGCCGACUAAAGAUUACGAAUACGAUGUUACCGAUUCUCUCGCCGGCACCGGUAUCGAUCUUCGGGCUGAGGAGCAGUACAUGAACGACCUGUACUCGAAUAACUUCGAUGCCAGCGAUGCAAGGACGGGGUUCGCACACAAUCCCCCUGGGCCUAAGUCCGCAUUUUAUGGUGCUGGACCUGCAAAUCAGCCCGCUCAAGCCACGACGGAUCAGGCUCAAAACCAAUUUGCGGUCCAGGAAGCUGAAAGGGCUUGGUCGGAGUCAUCGAUGCGGCUUGCGGUACAAAGGACCCAAGAGAUCAAUGACCCCUUCCUGUUAGUAGCCAUGUUGCACCGCCGUGCGGAAAGGAUAGCGAGAGAGCAUCAUCUCGGGCUUAAUCUUGAUCUCAAGAAUAACAGCCAGACAAUGGGGAAGAUGAGGCUUCCAGAGCAGUUCCCCCAGCCGCGGGUCAAUGUCAAGGUCACACCGGGUCCGGACUCAACAAUGGUUAGCACCACGGGUUCCUACAUUCCCCAAGACGCAUAUCUGGUCGACCAACUUGCCUUGAUGUCGAUAGCGACAAAGCAGAGGCUGCGCGAGCUUGUCGAAGACGCCAGCGUAAUCGCGACCACUCGCCAGAAAACGUCACAUGGCGAUGUUCCCGAUGAUUGGGCUCCUGCCGCAGCACCGAUGAAUGCCGAACCCCUGGGGCUUGUGGAAGAUGCUCAAAACGGAGAAGUAGCGGAUGGUGUUGACGGGGACCGCUCGAAUUCAUUAAAGCGUUCAAUCGACGCAGCCGGUCUAGGAAAUGGUAUACCACCUGCAAAGUUGCCCAAGAUCUCGUCAUACAUGACGGUCACGAUGCGUGAGUUGGCGCGACAAGAACGCGAGUGGGAAGAGGCACGAUUACGAAAGCGCCAGAAACGCAAAGAUGGCAUCCCAGACUCGGGGACCACAACCUCGCGUGCUGGUAGUGUGGCGCCUGGUACACCGGGUUCUGUUGCGCCGGAGCCAGAGAAAGCCCUAACCAAGAAGGAGAUGAAAAAGAACCAAGCGAUGAAGGCUGCCGAGGCCAACAGUCACGCAAACCAGAACAUAACGAGUAGCAUGUUCGCCGGGCUAGGAGGCAAGGGUGGUCUUUUUGGCAAGAAGAAGACGGGCAAGACGUACGACUGGAUGAAUGUGGGACGUGGAGGAAGUGGUACCAGCACGCCCACCAAGAACGCACCUGGCCCAGGCAAAGGAGCUGGAGGUCCGGGUAGUGCUCCGGGGCCGGGAAUCCUUGCUAUGACUACGGAAGGCCGAAACCGACUCGGUACGUGGAGAGAAGACAAGGAGAAGGGCAGGAAUAUCCAGUUGCGGGACUGGGUCACAGUGCUAGAGCGAGACGGCCGGGAACACCGAGCCCUCCAAAGGGCAUACAUGCACCUGGACGCAUCAAACCCCAAAUAAAAUAAGUUGGAAUGGCGAGUAAUGGAAGACUGGGAACAGGAAAUGGGGAACGGGGAACAGGUGGGCAUCAGGGCUAAGAAAGAGGGGAGAUACCCUGCGCCGUGUAUGUUUUGUGAGAUUUUACUUAGCCCGGCGUUAUCUUAAGGCAUAGGGAAAGGCAUGUUUGGGCAUUGCCAGCUGCAACCGAAUCAGGAUGCAGGAUGAAUGCUCGGAGGGGGAAGACUGACGGAGAGGGAGACAAGCCACGCUGAAGCGUUGCAUUGACUUGUGUAGUAUUUCUGAACUUGGGAAGCGGAGAUGGGCCAAUGCCAGGCCAAAGGAUGAAGAAGCAGAUAGGGAAAGAGAACAAAAAAUCCUCACAUG
Messenger RNA from Ilyonectria robusta, 2528 nucleotides. RefSeq lists its product as uncharacterized. The transcript has 2 exons. The record is from RefSeq and is a predicted model, not a curated record. Gene Ontology annotation, cellular component: transcription factor TFIID complex. Lineage: Eukaryota; Fungi; Ascomycota; Sordariomycetes; Hypocreales; Nectriaceae. Bases 267 to 2165 code for a protein of 632 amino acids. Gene Ontology annotation, biological process: DNA-templated transcription initiation.